This is a messenger RNA of Monopterus albus (swamp eel), 3008 nucleotides long. Its product is annotated as liprin-beta-1-like. Gene Ontology annotation, biological process: neuromuscular junction development. The record is from RefSeq and is a predicted model, not a curated record. Lineage: Eukaryota; Metazoa; Chordata; Actinopteri; Synbranchiformes; Synbranchidae. Gene Ontology annotation, molecular function: protein binding. The transcript has 26 exons. Gene Ontology annotation, cellular component: presynaptic active zone. Bases 173 to 2848 code for a protein of 891 amino acids.
UGUGUGGCUUUUCAUUUGGGAUGAAAAGUAGAGUUCACAGAGAGAAAUCAGUGGGUAUGUUAAAAAACAUGAAGGUCCACUGAAAAGUGUUUAACUUUAUUGGAGUAAGACUACUGGAGACGGAAAGAGCCUUUUUCUAAUAUCUUUUGGUCGAAAAAUAUUAAUUGAGCUGAUGAUGAUGGCCGAUGCCAGUGAGAUGUUGGCAGCAGCCUUGGAGCAAAUGGACGGGAUCAUAGCAGGCUCCAAGGCCAUGGACUACUCCAACGGGCUGUUUGACUGCCAGUCACCCUCUUCACCUUUCCUAGGUGGCAUUCGGGUGCUACAUCUCCUUGAGGACCUGCGGGCAGCGCUAGAGCUGAUGGACAACGAGGAGAGGAGUAACCUGCGAUGUCAGAUUCCUGAUUCCACUGCGGAGGGCCUGGCAGAGUGGCUGCAGGGACGAAUGACCAACGACCACGGCUCAGAAGCAGUCUACCAAGAACGUCUGUCACGUCUGGAGAGUGACAAAGAGUGCCUCAUUCUUCAGGUAAGUGUUCUGACAGACCAGGUGGAAGUGCAAGGUGAAAAGAUUCGGGACCUAGACACUUGUCUUGAGCAGCAUCGGCAGAAACUAAAUUCGACUGAGGAGCUGCUUCAGCAGGAGCUAGUGAACAGGACGGCAUUGGAGACCCAGAAGCUCGAGCUAAUGACCGAGGUGUCCAGUCUGAAGCUGAAGCUGACGGCUGUGGAAAGAGAUCACCAGGACAGUGAGGGCUUGUACCAGGAACUAACGGACCUGCGGUACAGAGUGACCGACAUGGAGAAUGAAAGACUGCAGUGUGAGAAGAAGCUCCAAGUUACUAAAUGGAACACUGAGCAGUUCACUGGAGCUGAGGAGGACCUGCAGCUUCUGCAGAGGCAGCUGGAAGAGCGAGAGGGAGAGCUGAGAAGGAUGAAGGAUGAGAGACUGAGGGCGGAGAGCCACGACAUAGUGGAAGGAGGGGAGAGAGAGACAGAAAUGUUGAAAAUGAAGAGGGUGUUGGAGACACUGAUGUCCUCUAAUGAUGAGAAGGAGAGAAGGAUAAAAGAGCUGGAGGAGUCGCUUACAAAGUGCCAGAAGGUUCACGAGCCAGUCAAAGGCAAGCUGAAGGAAGAUGACUAUGACCAUAUCCUAGAUGAUCCCCCAGUUCCUGUAGCUGUGGAGGUGGAUCAGGUCACCCUGGUGCUGGAGGGAGAGGCAGGAAGGAGCUCUGGUGAGUCUACUCCAUGUAUUGCAGUGCUCUCUGAAAUGAAUGAACUGGACAGAGAACAACAGUCACAGGCAGCAGAAAGCUCCUUAGAUGUCCCACAGCCGAGCAGCACCAACCAGGCCAGAAAUCAACCAGGACCUGGCUCGUCUUCUCCUACUAAAGCAAACACAACCAGUGAUGAAACUUUUGGUACCAAGAAGGCCCGCUCUUCUUUUGGCCGUGGUUUCUUCAAGCUGCGUGGAGGCAGGCAGACGGCCAGUUCCCCAAACUUGGCUGAGACAGAACGUAAAGGCACAGAUCACCUGGACUUGGCUGGUGUUCCUCCACAGAAAUCCCGCGAUGUCGUGCCUUCACCAGAGACCAAAAAGAAGUCCAAAGGCUUUAAGAAAUUCUUUGGCAGGCUGAAGAGGAGUCAUUCUACCUCCUUCAAUCUCGACGAUGCAGCUGAGGUGGAGUUCAGAAGAGGCGGAGUCAGAGCCACGGCCGGCCCUCGACUCGGCUGGUCACACGAGUCGAAACACAAUGCUGAUGAUGUUCCUUUCUCACGGUGGGGUAAGGAUGAUGUCUGUGCAUGGCUGCAUGAGCAGGGCCUCGGGCUGUAUGUUGCUCAGGGCCAGAGCUGGAUCAAAUCAGGACAAACGUUAGUGCGGGCGUCGCAGCAUGAUCUGGAGAAGGAGUUGGGCAUGAAGCAGCCUCUCCACAGGAAGAAGCUGCAGCUGGCACUGCAGGCUCUCGGCUCAGGAGAGGACGACCUUCAGGGCAAACUGGACCACAACUGGGUGACCAGAUGGCUGGAUGACAUCGGCCUCCCACAGUACAAAAGUCACUUUGAUGAGGCUCGUGUUGAUGGGCGCAUGCUGCACUUCAUGACUGUGGAGGACUUGCUGUCUCUGAAGGUGGGCAGUGUUCUCCAUCAUCUCAGCAUUAAGAGGGCCAUUCAGGUCCUCCGCCUCAACUCCUAUGAGCCCAGCUGUCUUAGGCGACGGCCCUCUGAUGAGAACAACGUGAAGCCAGCAGAGAUCUGCCAGUGGACCAACCACAGAGUGAUGGAGUGGCUCAGAUCUGUGGAUUUGGCUGAAUAUGCCCCAAAUCUGAGAGGCAGCGGUGUUCAUGGAGGACUGAUGGUGUUGGAGCCUCGGUUCAACGUCGAAGUGCUCGCCCUUCUGCUCAACAUUCCUCCCAGCAAAACCCUGCUGAGACGCCACCUGGCCACACACUUCCACCUGCUCAUCGGCUCCAAGGCUCAGCGGCUCAAACAGGACUGCCUGGAAAACCCUGACUACACGGUCCUCACUGCCACCGCCAGGGUCAAGCCCCGACGCCUGUCAUUUGGCAGCUUUGGCACUCUGAGGAAGAAACGUCAGGGUGACGGCGAGGAGUACGUCUGCCCCAUGAAUGUGGAAAUGCCCAAGAGCAGCAGCUUCCAGGGAGGGGUCCAGAUGUUAGGGGAUAACCUGGAGCAGAUGGACGACUCUGAAGGGACUGUCAGGCAGAUUGGCGCAUUUUCAGAGGAAAUCAACAAUCUGACGAGCAUGCUGAAGGACGAGCAGUUUAGUCGGGAGGUAGUUGUCUGUCCUCUGGAGGUUGAUGCAGCAGAACCCUGUGACAACUCCAUCUGACCCAGAGGCUGAUCCUCAUGAACAGACUGUGCCAACACAAAUCCUUCAACCAGAACAUGUGAGACCUCUGCUAGUGCAGUAUUUUCAUCAGUCAGAAACACAACCAGAGCUUUGAACAGAUCUAUUUAUUGAAGCUGUGCUAAAUGUAAGGCAUGAAGUG